AUGGAGCUCUGGCUCGCACGAUCUGGUGCGCUCCCGCUGUGCGUGUCGGUUUCCAUAGGCCUCGACAUCACCGCUACUUCGAAAUGCUUCAAGGUCCUCGGAUCCCUUCUUCGCCGCUCCUGUACACUAAAAAUUUAUACGACUCCCAUAGUGUUCCGUCUGCUCAGUCAGGUCAAGUGUCCUACAUUGCAGAGAUUCCGUCUAUCUCAGCAUUGGUCCUACUGCGCAUCUCCUGAAUACGACAAGAAAUACUACGUUAACAUGCGACGAAUGCCUCAAUUCGCUCCGAACAUCACGUCGCUGUCGCUGUGCCGCGUUUCGGUUUUGACCGUCCGCGAACUGGAACCUGUGUGGCCGAGGCUAGUGGAGCUCAAAGUCAGGGAGUUCAAUCCUAACCAGGAUUGGCUCCAGGCAUUGUACCUCUGCCAGAACCUCCAGAGCUGCUGGCUUCAUCGCGGGUACGAACCCUGUGCACUGAGCCAAGUCACUGCGGAGUCGCCGGUCGCCUUGCCGAAUCUGCAACGGUUGUUCAUAUCCAUUGGCCUUCUCCGCAUUCUAUCAGCUUCCAUCAUUUUUCCUGAGCUACAAGAGCUCGGCAUUGAGAUAACAAUUGUGGACAAGAAGCUGCCACAGUCCAUCUCUACCAUCUUCACAGAAAUGGUGGCUAAGUCGAACUGCGAGCUCCGAAGUCUGCUGAUCACCGUUCCUUUGUUUUUGGGCCUAAGGACAGGACUCCUGAAGGAGAUGCUACUUGUUACGCCUUCGUUGCAACAAAUUGCGGUCGAGGAUCGCGAUGUGAAACCAUUCUUCUCCGCACGCGAAGUCAUGCAAGACUUGACUUACUCCGGUCCUGCGGGUCUCGUCCCGAAUUUGCGUGAGUUGAAGCUCUUACUCCAAGAAGGUUCACGGGACCUUCCUUGCGAUCCUGACGUCGAGCGGAUGCUUCUGAGCCGGACUGACGGUGCUCACGAGGAUUCUGUCCCCCUCGAGAAGAUCUACAUACGGGUCUUCAAAUGGGACGAACAAAGAGCAAGACGAUGGGCUAGCUCUGUGUCGGGAAAGAUGGAGAUAGUUUAUUUCGACGAAAAGCCAUGGCCUAAAUUGCACUGUUCAGGAUCGGAGCUGGAGGCUUUCCGUUGGAAAUCAAUUCUGGAUACUUGCUUUCUGCUUGAGCGAAGCAACUAUGCGAGGAGAAUGGUCGGAUACAAGGUUGCUAAAGAAGUUCGUUUUACCCUACUGUUCAUGUUCAUGCGCGAGGUGAAGAGUAAUUGUGAAUGCGUGAAGGUCGAUUAG
Molecule: messenger RNA, 1293 nt
Organism: Gloeophyllum trabeum ATCC 11539
Lineage: Eukaryota; Fungi; Basidiomycota; Agaricomycetes; Gloeophyllales; Gloeophyllaceae
Exons: 3
Coding region: 1-1293 (430 amino acids)
Source: RefSeq, a predicted model, not a curated record